UCUCAUGGAGGCUCAGUUACAGCCGUGAGCUCUCCGUAUCCCCCCCAGCAGCGGAGCUAUGGACAAAGUGGGCAACUAGAGAAGGUAUGGAGGGACUUGUCUGAAGUGGAUUCACAGUAGUUAGCCUCAUCACUGGACCUUUCUUUCAGUAUCGGUCCUGUUCGUUGACUAGCACAACUUCCUUGACCAGCGCAACCUUUGUUAUAGCGGCCAUCAUCAUGGCUGAGAGAGCGACCUUCGGGGCUCAGAAGGUGUCCCGGCCGCAGGGCUCCCUUCCGCCCGAGCCCAUCGACAUCAUCCGGACCAAGGCCCGUUCCAGGAGGGUCCGGAUCAACGUAGGUGGGCUGGUCCACGAGGUUCUGUGGCGGACUCUGGACCGCCUCCCGCGCACACGGCUCGGCAAGCUGAGAGACUGCAACACCCACGACACCUUAAUGGAAAUCUGCGACGACUACAGCCUGAAUGACAACGAAUAUUUCUUCGACCGGCACCCGGGCGCCUUCUCCUCCAUCUUGAACUUUUACCGGACGGGCAAGCUGCACAUGAUGGAGGAGAUGUGCGCGCUGUCCUUCGGCCAGGAGCUCGACUACUGGGGCAUCGACGAGAUCUACCUGGAGUCCUGCUGCCAGGCGCGCUACCACCAGAAGAAGGAGCAGAUGAAUGAGGAGCUGAGGCGCGAGGCCGAGACACUGCGGGAGAAAGAAGGGGACGAGGUGGACACGGGCUGCUGCCCUGACAAGAGGCAGAAACUGUGGGACCUGCUGGAGAAGCCCAGCUCUUCUGUGGCUGCAAAGAUCCUGGCCAUAAUAUCCAUCCUGUUCAUCAUUCUGUCCACCAUUGCCCUGUCACUGAACACUUUACCUGAAUUACAAGUCAUUGAUGAGUUUGGACAGUCGAAUGACAACCCCACCCUUGCCCAUGUAGAAGCUGUGUGCAUAGCGUGGUUCACAAUGGAGUACGUUCUGCGCUUCCUGUCCUCGCCCAACAAGUGGAAGUUCUUCAAAGGUCCUCUGAAUGUCAUCGAUCUCCUCGCCAUAUUGCCCUACUAUGUCACUAUAUUCCUUACAGAGUCCAAUAAGAGUGUCCUGCAGUUCCAGAACGUACGCCGAGUGGUCCAGAUAUUCAGGAUCAUGAGAAUACUCAGGAUCCUGAAACUGGCCAGACACUCCACAGGCCUUCAGUCUUUGGGCUUCACUCUCAGAAGGAGCUACAACGAACUGGGCCUGCUGAUAUUGUUCUUAGCAAUGGGAAUCAUGAUCUUCUCUAGUCUGGUGUUCUUCGCUGAGAAAGAUGAAGAUGCAACAAAAUUCACCAGUAUUCCAGCAUCGUUCUGGUGGGCCACGAUUACAAUGACAACAGUGGGUUACGGAGACAUCUAUCCACAAACCCUUCUAGGUAAAAUAGUAGGUGGGCUUUGCUGUAUUGCUGGUGUGCUGGUGAUUGCGCUGCCCAUCCCCAUCAUUGUGAAUAACUUCUCGGAGUUCUACAAAGAGCAGAAGAGGCAAGAAAAGGCCAUCAAGCGCAGAGAAGCACUGGAGAGGGCCAAGAGGAACGGCAGCAUCGUAUCAAUGAACAUGAAGGAUUCUUUUGUUCGUAACAUGGAGCUGAUGGAUGUGGUGAUCGAAAAGACUGAAGAAAAGCCCUCCGACAAUCACCUUUCUCCAAACAGAUGGAAUUAUCAAAAGAGCACAGACUCCAUCACCAAACCCUACGAUGCAAAAUAUCAGGAAGUGGUACAGCUGGGAUCUCCAGAACGAGCAAUCAAGGCAGGGUCAAGCCCUCAACGGCUGAACGCCAAGUCUCUGGAACAGAUGUACAACCAGAUGACGACUGCUCCUGCCGCUGCAAGCACUGGUGCAUUGGUUCCAAAGGGGGGCAGUAGGAUGGGCAGGGAAGAGAAGCUGGAGAUGAAGGUGGUUCACUCAGAGCCUGUGCUUAAAGACUGCCCUAUCACCGACAUUAGGAGCCUGUCAAGUAUUGACAGCUUCGCAAGCUGCACCACAGACGUUAGCGAAGUUGAGAAAACCGCCCUACUCCCCAAUGUGACUGGGAUGCAAUCAAGACACCCCCGUGCCCCGCCUCCUCUGGAUCUCAGCCAGAUCUCUGCCCUGGAUACACGGGCAGCUGAAAAGGCAAAGCAGCCCACCAUCAUCAAAGAGGGUCUCUACGAGUUUGUCCAGUACAAGCCAGAGAGCAGCACUCUAUCCCAAGGGGAGGAGAACCAAAGCUUUGACAUGAGCAGCGAAAACAUCAAGAGUUCUCCAAGAGCAACCCCAAACAACCCCAUCAAAGCCAAGGGGCUUAAAGUCAAUUUGAGUGAAUCUGGAGAGGAAGGAUCGUCUAGCCUGCAUCUAGUGGUUACUGAAGACACAGCGACACUUACGCCGCAAUCCUGGCAAAGCCCAAGGUCCCCAGGGAGAGGUUUCGAAGUGGAAGGAUCAAUGAGGUCCCCGGGUUUCGUCCCAUCUUCCGGCGAAAGCCAGAGAGGGAAGAAUCAUGUUGAAAGGUCAGCGACGGUGUCUCCCGCUUCACCUAAGACUGCGCUGAAUUGUUCGCCUGGCAUUACCGGUGGCAGCAGCAUGGAGGGAAAUUCAGAAAGCAGUCAAAGUGGACAGAAGGUCGUCAACCACCUCCUCUCGCCAGAUAUCCUCAAACAGACAGGGGACGGAAACCUUUCCCCGCCAUGCGAAACUAGCAUGUGAUGCUAACAGAGGUGGCUACCUUAGUAGAUACACAUGGACUGACAUUUAUUAAUCAAGUAAUAAGCACUGGAAGAGGCACAUCGACGUUCCGGUGUAGCGAAGAGGACGUUCUUUAGCUUGCAUGGCAGGACAUGUCCAUCUGUCAGAGUCUUGAUGGGACUGCAUUUUUGCAGAGAAAGGGACUCAGGUUACACACACCUGAACGGUUUGGUGUGCUAGCCUGUCUAAUUAUUACAGGAAGGGAGGACAAUAAUGAACAUUAAUCUUCUUCAUUCUUCUUUUUUUAAUGUUUCAGUUCUUUGAAUCGGCAAGUCUGAAAACCGUGGUGUUGUUCUCCAGGUUGAUCAAAGAGAGUAUGAUAAAGCAGACUUGUUGCCAGUGAUAAGCCUGACAUAUUAGGUCUCCACCCAACUGAUUGGAUGAGGUAAGCAUCCACAAAUGGCUUCCGUCACGGCCUGAUGCAAACAGCAGGCAAGGUUGUUUAUGCUGGGUUCACUAGUAAUCCAUUCACACUCAAAGUGCUGCCACUGUAUGCAAAAUGAGUUAACAGGACUUGAAUUUGAGCACUGAAGUGCUCAGAAUAUAUGCCUUCAUGAAUUUAUUUGGUGAGUUCAUGCUGUGUUAUGCCUCAGUUGCAAGAUUUCAGGCAAAAUACAGAAUUCACCUCCCUGAAUAGGUGGCAGGUAGUUUGCAUGCUCUUUGCAAGUCAUUAAGUCCCCGAGGCAGAGUGUAGAAACCAAAAAGAAGAAAAACAAAAACAUUAUCUUUCAGAUAUCUAUGUUAGCAUGUUAGCCUUCAUAUGUUCAGCAUAUAUUAGUCUACACACGUCCGGUUCCACUGUUCAUCGGUGGAAACGGUGCACGUGCAAAUUAUAACGAUUGUCCAGCACAUUAUAAACACUGUGGACAAAGUCCUGACUUUCUGGAAGCGAGAAGAUCAUUGCUGUAAUUUGUGUUGCCUUUUAUUCACAAACAUCUGGGAAAGAACUAGUUGAUUAGGAAUUAGGAGAGCAUCCAGCGUUUGACAGCAGCGCCCUCUGCUGGAGCAAAGAGAAUGGCACUUUAUAUUUAUAUAUACAAAAGACAGCACGAGUUGGUGAAGAUACUCAUUGUGGGAUGAAUGUGUUUUUGUUGGUAAUGUAGUUUUAUCCGGUGUGUGAAAUGACUGCCAUACAGUAGAAAAACUUCACAAGUCAGACGCUUCUUCAUAGGCAACAGAGUUAAAUAUUUUUGGGGGCUACUCAAACUGUAUAUACGUGACAGUCUGCAGUCUGCAACAACUAAAGUACUGAUCACAGAAAUUCUUGCUUGUGAAA
This is a messenger RNA of Colossoma macropomum (tambaqui), 4017 nucleotides long. RefSeq names its product potassium voltage-gated channel, Shab-related subfamily, member 2. The coding region runs from base 219 to 2702 and encodes 827 amino acids. Lineage: Eukaryota; Metazoa; Chordata; Actinopteri; Characiformes; Serrasalmidae. Gene Ontology annotation, biological process: protein homooligomerization; potassium ion transmembrane transport. The transcript is spliced from 3 exons. Gene Ontology annotation, molecular function: delayed rectifier potassium channel activity; protein binding. Gene Ontology annotation, cellular component: membrane; voltage-gated potassium channel complex. The record is from RefSeq and is a predicted model, not a curated record.